UUAUUAUAAAAGAAAUGACUAAAGAUGAGAAAAUUACUCCUAACAAUCCCAAACUUAAAUCCAGUGAGGUUCCAAGCUUAGUGGAGAUCUACACAAGAGGGACGCUUGGAGGAGCUUGAGCUUACUGUCUUUAUAGAGUGGUAGCCAGAGCAUUUAACUUGUGGAGUUUCUUCUAUAACACAAAGCAGCAGUUCGAGUAUAGGAUUUUGGUCAGAGGAACUUUGUUCACUGGGAUUUUGGGAUAUCUUGGAUAUGUACAGUUUAGGACCGCUUUUGAGCUCUCGGAUAGAAGAAAUGUGAUUUUGAGUAAGGAAGGGGAGAAUAGCGAGGAGAAGACUGAUGAGGAAAAAUUAGCUGAAGAAGAUUUGGAAAAUGUGUCUGAUAGAGAAGAGGAGAAGAAUAUAGAUAUACCCACAUUUCCCACUAUAUUUGCGAAUAUGGUAUUGGGAGGGAUUUCAGGAUUGUUUUGUUUGGGUUUAGUCGGAUUGGGAUCAAGCUCAAUGUUUGGUGAUAUUUCAAGACAGUUAACUUAUCCUUUAAUGGUUCUCGGAUCAGGGAGUUUUGCAUUAUUCCUCUUCUAUUCCACCUUCAAAGGAUUCAAAAUAAGACUUAAUAUCAUUGAAAAAAAUAACGAACAACGUAAGAAACUAUUUCUCUCAGAAGAAUCAGAUCAAGACCAAGACUCUUCCUCUUCAACCCCACCUAAACAACUCUAAUAUCCAAACCCUCAAGUUCAAUUUCAGGCUUCCAAAUUGUUAACCCAGAUUCUUAAAAUUU
Molecule: messenger RNA, 777 nt
Organism: Moneuplotes crassus
Lineage: Eukaryota; Ciliophora; Spirotrichea; Euplotida; Euplotidae
Source: the annotation of a GenBank genome assembly